Vidua chalybeata is the source of this 2443-nucleotide messenger RNA. RefSeq names its product nucleolar pre-ribosomal-associated protein 1-like. The transcript has 9 exons. Gene Ontology annotation, biological process: maturation of 5.8S rRNA from tricistronic rRNA transcript (SSU-rRNA, 5.8S rRNA, LSU-rRNA); maturation of LSU-rRNA from tricistronic rRNA transcript (SSU-rRNA, 5.8S rRNA, LSU-rRNA). Gene Ontology annotation, cellular component: nucleolus. NCBI's taxonomy places the organism in Eukaryota, Metazoa, Chordata, Aves, Passeriformes, Viduidae. The coding region runs from base 157 to 864 and encodes 235 amino acids. The record is from RefSeq and is a predicted model, not a curated record.
GUGGCCACGGACUGUGAGCUCAGCGGCUGCGCGGGCGGUCAGGUUUUGAGCGGGCGCCGACAGGCAUCGGCAAAAACGCCUCUCCCUUCCGAGGGCCUCACGCGGCCGCCAUCUUGAAAGUGUCGCGGCGGCCGGGACACUCUUGACCUUCUCAAUAUGGCGGAUGGGAAAAAAAAAAAAAAAAAAAAGCGCGGGAAAAUCGUGGUCCGCGUGCUGCACUGCCCGCGCGCCACGCAGGGGCCGCCCCGCCGGGAUUUCCCGCGGCCUUGCCAGUACUGCGGACACGGGCUGUUGCCGCACUUGCGCCGCGGGCGGGGAAAUGCAGGAGAACGCGAAAGCAUCGGGGCAGAGCAGCCGCUGGAGGUGCCCGAGCCGUCUCCCCCUUGCCCGCAGGGCCGGAGUUGCCCACCGCCGGCAGCUGACAGGUCCGUGCUGGAGAGUGGGAGAAGGGUCCCUGCUGGCUGCCGUGUCCUGGGUGGGCACAGAGCUCUGACCUCGGCCAGAUGGGCUGUUCGGUUUCUUUCUCACAGGUUUCCGGGUGUUUUGAUCCUGACGUCGCCAAAGCCUCAGGCUUCUCUCCCUGGGCCCUUGCCGUUGCCGUAUCUCUUGGAUGCCGUGCAGAACGGAAUCAGGCAGCCAAGCCUCAGGUUCGCCUUCUCCCUCACCCUCUGCGCUGCUCGUGUGGCACAGCAGAUCCUGAAGCCAGAGGAGCACGUGUACAUAAGGGUAAAGAGAUUCCUUCUGUCACACCGGUAUUUGGACCUGAGGAAGGUACCAGGUUUUCUCCAGCUUUUCUACAGUUUUGAUUUUGAGUACAAAACAGCACGAGUGGAUCCUCAGAUUUCUUGGGGAAGGGCUGCGUGACAAACAUUGCUGUGAGCUCUAUGUCUACCAGAGGAUUUUCCGGGUCAUUCUUUCCUUUCUCAGCAGUCCUUUGUGUGACCAGGGCUCCCAGAGUCGCAUUCUGGAGAUACGACAGAGUGCUGCCCGUGUCACCUCUAGAGCUGCCCAUGAGCCGAUAGAGGAUCACAGCCUCCUCUCGUGGGUCCUGCACGGCUUAGAGAAAAGGUUUCUGGAGAACAAGGUGAUAAAUAAAAUGAUUUCCUUACUCCAUCCUCUGUGGCUAAUAAAUUUAGGAGACAAGAGAGAAAACAGGAAUCGGUCCCAGAUGCUGCUGUUGAGAUGGGUAUAUGAUCUACCUGUAUAUAGAUAUAUGCGUAUCUCUGUAUAUCUGUGUAGUGAUAAUAAUGGGAGUUUUUAUGAUACGUUGCUUUACUGUCUUCUAUUUUUAAUAAAGUGUGAUUUUAAGUUAUUAGGUAUAACAUUUUAUUCUGCUUAUUGGCUAAAGUAACAUUUUCUUGUAUUUUAUUGGUAUCAAGUCAUGUUAAUCAUUAAUUGGUAAGAGUUUAUAAUGAAUUAUUAAGGUGUGAAUAUUGUUCAUUAAGGUACGUCUUUUUUUUACUGUAGGUAUUUUCAUGUGUUCGUACGGGUUUUUAUGUUAAUGAUUUUGGGUUUUUGUGUUAUGAAUAUAUUAGUAUUUUAUUAUGGGUUUUUUUGGUUAGUUUACUUGUUUGGUGUGUAGAUCACUCCUGUUAAGUAUGUUUAUCUAUAUAUGUUUUAAAAUGUAAGUUAUAAAUCUACUUGUUAAGGAUUUUUGUAGAGUUCUAUGUAAAAAUUUAAAUCGGUAGGGGAGAUAAAAAGCAGUAAUUAUUAAUAAGAUGAGUAUUUUAGUUUUUAAUAAUGAUUUAAGUUAUUCAGCGAUGUUUUAAUUUUUGAAAAUAUUAUUUAGUUAUUUUUUAUGUGUGAUUGAUUAAUUUUUAAAAAAAAAAUUAGUAAUGUUUUUGUAAAUUGAUUUCUUGUGAUUUCAUCAAUUUAUAUAUUUUUAAAAAUGUUUUCUAUUUAUGAUUGUGUGUGAAUAAUAAAAAAUGAACAGUUGUUUUAUUUUGUAAGGUAGUAUGUUUAAAGAUGUUCAUAUUUGGCAGUAAUUUAUUUAACGUUAUACAUGUGUUAUUGUUUGAUUUGGUUAGUUAAUAAGUAAGUUCAUUUGAUGUGCUUCAAGUGUGAGUUGUAGUUAUUUUAGGUGUUAAAAGAGAUGUAGAACUAAUAGAAUUAGGUUGUUAAAAGGUUGUACGAUUUUGAUCCUGAGAAGUAAAUUUGUGUUGGAGUGAUUGGGUAUUUUUGGGUGGGUGUUCUUUUUUUUGGUGUUUUUUUUUUUUUUUUUUUUUAUAUGUAUUAUUGUUCUGUUUGGUCUUAGUGGGUUAAUUGUUUUAAAUUGUAGGUUUGCUGUUUUGAGGUAACUUCUUUGUGGUUUGGUGUGGUUUGGGGGUUGUUUUGUAACUAAAUAUUGUACAAGUAUUUGUUUGUAAUGAUUUGAGUAAUUUUACUUUUGGUGGUUUACCUGUCAUUUGGGGUAUGAGUGUAUAAAUGUUAUUUGAAGAGUUUA